Molecule: messenger RNA, 1136 nt
Organism: Siniperca chuatsi (mandarin fish)
Lineage: Eukaryota; Metazoa; Chordata; Actinopteri; Centrarchiformes; Sinipercidae
Exons: 2
Coding region: 3-668 (221 amino acids)
Molecular function (GO): nucleic acid binding
Source: RefSeq, a predicted model, not a curated record
CCAUGUGUAUAAUGGAACUGGAAGCAAGUGAACCACCGCACAGCUUCCUCUACAUGGAUGAAGCUGGCUUCAACCUAACAAAACGUAGAAGGCGUGGUCGAAAUAUCAUCGGCCACAGAGCUACAGUUGAUGUGCCAGGCCAACGGGGCGGAAUCAUAACCAUGGGUUGUGCAAUCUCUGAGAAUGGUGUGCUAACGCAUAUUCCCAUUAUUGGGCCAUACAAUACAGAGCGUCUUGUCACCUUUUUAGACACUCUCUACAGGGAUCUCAUCCCUGAACAAGAGAGGGGUCAGAUUGGAGAUGACCUGCCAAAGUAUGUGAUCGUUUGGGACAAUGUCAGUUUCCAUCGUUCCAACAUCAUCGGGCAAUGGUUUGCUGCCCAUGACAGGAUGCUGAUGGAGUUCCUCCCACCCUACUCUCCAUUCCUUAACCCCAUUGAGGAAUUUUUCUCAGCAUGGAGAUGGAAAGUAUACGAUCGUCAGCCACAUACACAAAUGACCCUUCUGGCUGCCAUGGAUGCUGCAUGUGACGACAUCACAGCAGAUGCCUGCAGAGGCUGGAUAAGACACUCAAAAAGAUUCUUUCCACGCUGCAUUGCAAGAGAAGAUGUUCGUUGUGAUGUGGAUGAGAAUUUGUGGCCUAACAGACAGGAUCGUCAAGAGGUGUAGGAAGAUUGUAAUUCCUUAAUGUAAUUUCUACAGCACCGCAUGUACAGUUUUUCCUAUGUUCACAUGUCUUCUUUAGGUUUUUUUUUGUGUGCUAUUCAGUGCUGUCUUUUCAUUUCUGUAUCUCAAUGACAUGUUCUGUCAAUAAAAUACAGUACAAACAGUAAGAGUGUAAAUUUGAAUAUUUUCCAUUCUCUUGCAAUUACACUCACACAUACACUGAGAUGUAACUUACAAUUGACAAUAAUUGUCAUCAAAACUUUAGCCAUAGUUUCCAUCAGAACAUCCCUCCAGAGUAAACUGUUAUAUUGACAACAUGACUAAACAAUUUGACUGUCUUAUCCGUACACAAUGACACAAGGACUUGUCAUUCUGAUGGCACUGACAUGUUCAUUGACACAGAUAUUUACUUUUGAGAGAUGAACUAAGGAUUUUGAGUAAGAGAUUGGCUUUUGCAGGUUAUCCAUGGUG